This is a messenger RNA of Toxoplasma gondii ME49, 5098 nucleotides long. RefSeq lists its product as hypothetical. NCBI's taxonomy places the organism in Eukaryota, Apicomplexa, Conoidasida, Eucoccidiorida, Sarcocystidae. The record is from RefSeq and is a predicted model, not a curated record. The coding region runs from base 889 to 4635 and encodes 1248 amino acids. The transcript is spliced from 2 exons.
AAAAGCGCUCGUGACAAAGGAAAUGUAGUAGGCUUGCUUGCAGAAAUCAGGUUGAAGACUGGGGUGAUGGUUGGUGAUACUGCAAAGAAACGAUGAAGCGAGUCAGAUUGUCUUGACAAGCUGCUGUGUUGCAUUGUUUUUUUCCUCUCGGGCAGCAUGCUUGUACAAGUUCAACGGAGAUGCUAGGUCGUCAGGAGGAGUGACCUGCUCCCACUGGCCACGCGAGGACACCGGGCGACGGCGUGGUGCCGGCCAUCCUGUUGCAUGCGCCGUCCACGAAGGGGGAGCUCUCAAGAAUCUCACUCGUUUUCGUAUCGAACUUGUUUCCGUAGAAUCACCUUCCGAUGUGGUUUAUUUUUUCAGGGUAUACGAUUAUCUCUUAGUAACUACGGUGCAGACAGUAGGUGUCACUCUGUUAGAAGCUGGAUGUCUUCGUUGUCUCCGGCCACGCGACAUGUGGUGGAAACAUCGGCAACGUAACUGAAGCAUACACCGGCAUGCCAACUCUUGUGCUCAUUGACCUGUGGUUUACUUUUAUCGAAGAAUGAAGCAGCGGAUGUGUUUUUCCUUCUGGUUGAAUUGUCUGUGAUAAGAACCCUCCAAGCGGUGGUCCGGUUUUUAGCACGCGUUGGUUUGUACCACGACUGCCGUGGUUUCCCUAGUCCAGGUGGUGGGCCACUGACAAUCUCGUGGCAAGGCAGGUUGCCCCCGCGAAGUCGACGACUGUAAGCAUUUUCUUCCUCACACUUUCUUCGCCUCUCUCCGCCAGCACUGGGGAGGUGGUCGCGUGUUCGCCACAGGUCACAUAGGAUUGGUGUCGACGAUGCCCAUUUGUUCGCGGCCGAGUAGCGCCCCCGUAAACAGUCGUCGAAACUGUAGCCUCGCACAAUGUCGAGAACUGGUGACGAAGCAAGUGUAUCCAGGCGAAGUGUGCGGGAAAGAAUGCCUCAUCGUCUCCAUGCUGCUGGUUCAGCUGACGCUGGGGAGACAGCCUCAGAGACGGCACUUUUUUUCGACAGCCUGAGGAACGGGCACCUUAGCACCGAGGCGACUUCCCUGUCCCUCUCACAAAUGACGUAUAGAAAGAAAGGAAACGUUGCUGAGUGCCUACAGAGAAGCAAGCGGAGGACGCGGCAAGUGGAAACCGCCUGCAGUACCCAGUGCCAAAACCUCCGUGAAUGCGGAGACGAUUGGUAUGCCCCCACCGAGUAUGCAACUGAGAGACGGGGUCGCAAGUGUGACAGUCGUCUGCCAGAGUCGGUUGAGGGGACAGAGACUAAUGUGCUGAACGCAAAGUCGUGCUGUCGCCUGAAGUGGCGACGUGCAUGCAGGGAUGGAAAAAAACAGGAAGGAGAGCUGGCAAACCAAGAGCCGCCAGUUUAUCCUUUUCCUAGGCAUGACUUCGCUGUACUAUCGCAUAGGACGGCCUUUGUCAAUGGAUCAAAUGAGUGCACACUCGCGUCCCUGAACACACCAACGCCGUCUGCAUUGCUUUGCAGAGGAACGCAGCGGCGAUUGAUGGCUUCCGUGGGAACCCGUGAGUGUCUGACUCAUUGGCGUGGCACUGGGAUAGACACCACAAAAGCAUGCAGAGGAGACGCUGGGAAACCAACAGAUGCAGCACCUUAUACUGUAGAACAGUCUAUGUCGACUACCCCGGAAGCUGCAGGUCGUGCCGCGGAAAUGUUGACCAGACAGCGGCCUUACUCCCUUUUUCGUCCUUUGGCGAGAGGGAAGACCGAUCAGCAAGCUCGGAUAUCGAUGCGUGUUUCUCAAAAGAAACCCUUUUCGAGAUGCACUGCUCCUCCAAAACCGUCGACGCUUGUUUCCGCAGCGAACCCUGCGCCGAGGCUCCCACUCAGAAGCCACUGCCUGACAGAACAGGGAAGUCAAUUCCAACUCUCUUCAGCCGUCGAUCGCAUGAUGCAUUCGCACCACGGGCUUGCGCGGGAGACCGUCAUUGCUUCAGACGAGGAGGACUCAAAUAGCGACGGCGAACCCACACAGGCACAGACUCAUCUGUCGAAUAAACGGCGCUGUGAAAGGGAAGAGCAGGAAGCGUUGGCGGGACCGUUGGGUACGGACUUGCUGGAUAAUGUUGAAGGUCAAAUGUCAUUGGCUGGGGACAGGGAGCAGGAUCCGGGGAGGGCAGAGGCAGUGGACAGUGUUAGUGAAGGCGCGUCUACUCGACGCCUCUUGAAUGGAGGGAUGCAGACACGCCUGCUCGUGUCCGAAUCACUGUCUCCGUCAUCGUGUCAACAACAGCAGCGCAGGCAAAGCGAGAAUGAAAGUGCUGGUAGGGAGAUCAACCAGGAGGCAGACCGUUUGAAGGCCAAGGCCAUGCGCACAACUAGCCCGGACUCUUGUCGCCGACAGUUGAAGACCCUAAGGUUAGUGCCGCUACGCAAUGACCGGCCGCCUGCGCCUGGUGUCCGUCCGCAGACGCUUGUGGGGCCCUGUCAAGCAGCGAAUUCUUCCGAAAAUGAAGAGAAAUCGGCGUUUUGGGGUCGAUCAUCCCUCAUGGACAGCGCGCAGCGAACCGUCGCAGCAAGGGUCGCCUUGCGUCUGCCGACAGGCGCAGCGACAACACAUGAAACAGACGAAAACUCUCAACAACAUGAGCCAGUGAACGCGUGCAACGAAGAACUCAAGCCCGACGACAUUGUAUCCGUGAACUCUGGCAAGCGUGGAAGUGAACAUUUGAGAUCAACCCUUUUUGAGGAAGUCGCGCCAGCACAUGGUUCAACAUUAUCGUGUGGACUCAAAGGAGGAAAUUCCUCGAAGGGCACUGUAACUGCAGGUCCCCGAGCGUCGGUCGAUUCGAUCACGUCGUAUGUUGAUGCCUCAAGCGACACCGCUACGCGCACUUCAGCCGACUCAGGACUGCACGACUUUUUGUAUGCCGGUUUCACGUCUCCACAUUUCAUGCGCCUGUCUGCGAGAGAGGACGAGGAGAACUGCUGUGGAGGCGUGAUGCUCUCCAGGCAAGGGCACGACUGCACAAAAGCUCCGAGUCUUUAUCAGUCUACGGUUACGGUGGACACCGUGGACCCCAAGGGCAGGGGGGGCCGCCUGGCGUCAGCAACGACCUCUGAAGUCGCCGCUACCUCUCCCGGAGGUGCUGAAGGCAGACACAAUGCCACUACAAGCAAUCCUGCAGCAUGUACGGCGUCCUGCUUUGUAACAGCCACGAAUGGAGAAGGGAGUCAUAGCCUGUCACUGAGGGCACCUAGAGAACGUCACAGAUAUCACACAACUUACUCGUGGCCUCCCCGCUCCGCAGCCGCAGACACUCCGCAUGUAGGUGAAACUACAAGUAUUUCGCAAGAAACGUCUGAGGAAUCAAAAGCUGCCAUUGCAACUUCUGAUCAUGUUACGACGCUCGACAAAAAAGUGUGGAGUCUCAAUACAAGCUGCUUCAUACCAGUUGCAGAAACUAGCAAGAGAUCAGCGACGCUGGCACGAGUUAAAAGAGCACCCCUCGCUGAGGGGGACAAACGUUCGAGGUGUCGCAUGCGUCAAAAUGGUUCGCAUCAUUUCCGGCGUUGUAUUUCGGCGGUGCGGAGUGCUGCGGCACUGGAAAUCCGACAGCUACGGAAGUUUCUGCAGGAAGUAUGGACGAGUGCAAAGCAGACAGAUGAACGCGCGAAUUUGGAUAGCUGUUUCCCGGCAGGCACAGAAAAUAACGACCUACAGCUUUUGGGAGAGAGCUUCCAAGAAGCGUUUGAGGAUGAAGACAUCCAGGCGCGUUUUAAUCAGUCACGAAACAGGGUAGCGGGAAACGGGUGCGAUGACCCGCUGUGCGGGUAUUUGCCUCUGCGUGCACUUGCCAAAUUACUAUAUUCCCGUGUGAGGAACUCGAUGACAUGCGCUGUCGAUAUUUCGCGGAAGUCUCAGCAGUCUCUUUUUGCCUCGCGGCUACGAAGGUCUGAGAGUAGCACUAUGGGGCAUUCCGUGUCCGUGGAAUCUGCACUUUCACUAGGCAGUGCGGGAGUCGCGUCACAGGACACAGAAAUCGAUGCGACCGCGGGCCCAACUCUAGAUUCAAGCAAAGCCGCCAGCACACAUACUCGGUUCCGUCCUCCAGCUUCUACGGAUGUCCGUCGCGGCAGCUGGCCCAGAAAUCCUGCAUCGGAGAGUCACCCUAGCUUUGGGCGAUGGUGCAGACGUUUUCUUCUGAUGCAUGUCAAGUCUACGAAGAUAAUCCAUGAAGGUGCGGUAGUUUUUGGAAGUUUAGCUAACAUUUUCUAUGUGGUUCGCGGACGGACAGUACCUGAUGACAUCCGCGUUCAGUGUAUUCUUGCUCCGCGAAGCUGGCGCCACAUCAGGCAAUCAGCAGAAGAUCAUGCCGGCGAGCCAUCGGGUGGUCGAAGAGCCGAAGCACUGGUACUCGACAAGGGGACGCAGAUGGUCGUGCAAGACUCUUCCAGGCAACUCAAGAACGGGUUUGCUGGCGAGAAAAAGAAAUCUCACUGGUCGACAGAACCGGUAGUUUUGGCGAUUGUAAAGCCACGAGCACUGCGAAUGCAGCAAGAAGAUCCGGCGUGGGGAAACACAGGUGGAUCCGGGUGGAGCGCGUUGAAGAGAGGAAGACGUAGACUGUUGCUUCACGCCGGUGUCGUACGUGUGGAGUGACGCAUCUGUUUUGUUCAGAGUCACGGAAACCAGGCGGCCCCAUAGUUUAUUGAACUAACGUGCAACCUGUUUCCCGUACCUGUUGGCCGGCCGGCAUCUGGGUAUAGCAUCUGUACGUCCUAGUUCCUUGUAUUGUCUGUGUAGGAAUGCAAUACCUUAUUAAAAAUUCCCGGGAACGAAGUUCGAAACUGCUCAUCCAAAUGAAGACAUCAUACGUAUCCUUCAGUACCACAGUGUCAGCUACUGAAACACCAUGCUGCCGACACCACAGGAUACUUCCCUUUCCUCGCCGGCGCGGCGCCUGUACAUCGACCGAGCAACAAUAGUCUUCAGUUGUUGCGCGCUGUUCCUGGGCGUCACGCCAGGCAUUGCACUCUGUGCCGUCCGUCGAUGUUGCGCUUUUAUCGAGGACUCAACGGUUUGGCCGCUCUUCCGAGGGCUAAGGCUGUCCUUACCUGUCGCC